CGGGCGGCGCGGCGGCAGCCAACGGGCCCCUCGGCGCGGGCGCGGGCGGCGCCGCCCCCGGAGGCUACUUCGAGACUCCUUUUAAUUUUGGCAUGAAUCAUAGAACACCACCCUACCCCGCUGGGGAUUACUGUCUUCUGUGCAGAAGCGAGCGGAAAGACUCUUCGUUCUUAGAGAGUGGAGUAAAGACUGCAAGCAAGCUGGCCCUGUCCAUGGCGCCCAAGGGCAACAGCGUGCUGCACCUGCCUCUGUGGGUGUGCCCGGACUGCCGGCGCACCGUGGAGAAGGAGGAGCGGCGCGGCAGCCUCGACCCGCCGGCGGUGAGUGCCCGGCCCAGAGGAGCGGACCGGCCGCAGGGUCAAGACUUCCUCCUUCACUCCCCGCUCGGCGGCUCGCAGCCCGAGGCCGGUGGCGGGAGACUCACCCUGGGCGCUCAGCCGUUGCCCACGGCCGCCCCCUCGGACACCGCGUGCGCCUGCGAGGCCUGCAGCGAGCGCAGGGAGAUUUCGGCAGAGGCGGAGCGGGAACCUCAGCAGCUGCAGAACUACUGGUCGGAAGUGCGCUACACGGUCCGCUGCAUCUACCGGCAGGCGGGCACCCCGCUGGCGGACGACCAGGACCAGUCUCUGGUGCCCGACAAGGAGGGGGUGAAGGAGCUCGUGGACAGGCUCUGCGAGCGGGACCCCUACCAGCUGUACCAGCGGCUGGAGCAGCAGGCCAGAGAGUACGUGCUAGAGAUGAAGGUCCGGCUCCUGCGGCAGCUGUCGGCGGCAUCCAGGGUGAAGGCGCCGUCCGCCCUGCAGGGCCCCCCACAAGCUCACCAGUUCAUCUCCCUGCUCCUCGAGGAGUACGGUGCCCUGUGCCAGGCGGCGCGCACCAUCAGCACCUUCCUCGGCACGCUGGAAAAUGAACACUUGAAAAAGUUCCAGGUUACGUGGGAGCUGCACAAUAAGCACCUCUUUGAAGAUCUGGUCUUUUCGGAGCCGCUUCUCCAGAGCAGCCUGCCGGCACUAGUGUCACAGAUCAGGCUGGGGACCACGACGCACGACACCUGCAACGAGGACACGUACAGCACCCUGCUGCAGCGGUACCAGCGCUCCGAGGAGGAGCUGCGCGGGGUGGCCGAGGAGUGGCUGGAGUGCCAGAAGAGGAUCGACGCCUAUGUGGACGAGCAGAUGACAAUGAAAACCAAACAGCGCAUGCUAACAGAAGACUGGGAGCUCUUUAAACAAAGGCGGUUCAUGGAAGAGCAGUUGACGAACAAGAAGGCCAUCACUGGCGAGAACAGCUUCACGGACACCAUGAGGCACGUGCUGUCGUCGCGACUGAGCAUGCCCGACUGCCCCAACUGCAACUACAGGAGGAGAUGUGCUUGCGAUGACUGCAGCCUCUCACACAUCCUCACUUGUGGUAUCAUGGACCCCCCCGUCACUGGCGACAUCCACAUUCACCAGCUACCACUCCAGGUGGACUCUGCUCCCGACUAUCUCUCUGAGAUGCGCCCACCUAGCGUGUCAUCAGCAAGCUCAGGGUCAGGUUCCAGCUCUCCCAUUACAGUUCAGCAACAUCCCAGACUCAUCCUCACAGACAAUGGCUCUGCACCAACUUUUUGUAGUGAUGAUGAAGAUGUUGCACCAUUGUCAGCUAAAUUUGCUGAUAUUUAUCCACUGAGUAACUAUGAUGAUGCCGAGGUGGUGGCCAGCAUGAAUGGAAUCCACAGUGAACUGAACGGCGGCGGGGAAAACAUGGCCCUGAAGGAUGAGUCCCCUCAGGUAAGCAGUACCAGCAGUAGUUCUUCAGAGGCUGAUGACGAGGAGGCAGAUGGCGAAAGUAGUGGGGAGCCCCCGGGAGCCCCAAAGGAAGACACAGCUCUAGGAAACGGGAGCCCUGGGAAGGAGGAAAGUAAAGUGGACAGUCCACCCCCGUCUUACUCAACUCAGCAGGCAGAGCAAGCCCCAAACACUUGUGAAUGUCAUGUCUGUAAACAAGAGGCGUCUGGAUUGACACCGUCGGCAGUGACCGCUGGAGCCCUUCCUCCCGGCCACCAGUUCCUGAGCCCCGAGAAGCCCACACACCCCGCUCUGCAUCUUUACCCCCACAUCCAUGGACAUGUGCCCUUGCACGCCGUCCCACACCUGCCUCGCCCUCUCAUCCACCCCACCUUGUACACAGCGCCCCCCUUCACACACAGUAAGGCUUUACCGCCAGCACCUGUUCAGAAUCACACAAAUAAACAUCAGGUAUUCAAUGCAUCUCUUCAAGACCAUAUUUAUCCGAGCUGUUUUGGGAAUACUCCAGAGUGGAAUAGUUCUAAAUUUAUAAGUCUUUGGGGAUCAGAAGUGAUGAAUGAUAAGAACUGGAAUCCUGGCACUUUCUUGCCAGAUACAAUUUCUGGGAAUGACAUAUUAGGGCCAACACUCUCAGAAACAAGACCUGAAGCUCUUCCACCUCCAUCUAGCAAUGAAACGCCUGCAGUUCCUGAUAGUAAAGAGAAAAAAAACGCUGCAAAAAAGAAAUGUUUGUACAAUUUCCAAGAUGCUUUUAUGGAAGCAAACAAAGUUGUGAUGGCCACGUCGUCAGCCACUUCCUCCGUGUCCUGCACGGCCACCACGGUGCAGUCAAGCAACAGCCAAUUCAGAGUGUCGUCCAAGAGACCGCCCUCCCUCGGUGACGUCUUUCACGGCAUCAACAAGGAGGAUCACAGGCAUGGGGUGCCGGCGGCCCCGAGAAACAGCCCCACAGGUCUGGUGCCGCUUCCCGCCCUCCCUCCCGCCGCCCUCUCUCCAGCCUCUGCGCCUCACCUUGCGAGUCUGGCAGCCCCGUCCUUCCCCAAAACGGCCGCCACCUCUCCCGGGUUUGCGGAUUCACGCAAGAGCUUCUGUCCUGCUCCCGUGGCCCCCACCACAGACGGCUCCGUCAGCGCGCCUCCCAGUGUCUGCAGCGACCCCGACUGUGAAGGGCAUCGCUGCGAGAACGGCGUCUAUGACCCGCAGCAGGACGACGGGGACGAGACUGCGGACGAGGACAGCUGCUCCGAGCACAGCUCCAGCACCUCCACCUCCACCAACCAGAAGGAGGGCAAGUACUGUGACUGCUGCUACUGUGAGUUCUUCGGGCACGGCGGGCCUCCCGCUGCGCCAACAAGUAGAAAUUAUGCAGAAAUGAGGGAAAAGCUUCGUUUACGGCUGACCAAGAGGAAAGAAGAGCAACCUAAGAAAACGGAUCAGCUCUCAGAAAGGGAGAGUGUGGUUGACCAUCGAAGGGUGGAAGACUUGCUCCAGUUUAUAAACAGCUCGGAGACCAAGCCAGUGAGCAGCACCCGGGCCGCCAAGCGUGCACGGCAUAAGCAGAGAAAGCUGGAGGAGAAGGCACGCCUUGAAGCGGAGGCCCGGGCCCGGGAGCACCUGCACCUCCGAGAGGAGGAGCGGCGGCGGGAGGCGGAGGAGGAACGGCUUCAGGAGGAGCUUCGGCGGCUCCAGGGCCUCCAGACACUGCGAGCCGCGAAAAAGAAGAAGAAGGAGAGGCCAGGGAGGGCCUGUCCCAAGUUGGACAUGCUUGCCAGGAGUCUGCAGGCGACCACAGAAUCUGCGCCCGGCUCUGACCGCGUCCACAACGGCUCGCUGGAGCCGACCGAAGACCCAGAAACCUCCUCUCGCUCCCCCUGCAGAUACACGGACCACAGAGAGACGGGGCCGGGGCCGGGGCCGGGGGCCGACGCGGACACCCCCGACCCCGUGGCCGCCAGAGACUCCAAGCUCCUUCUGCCCAAGAGGGUCAACGGGAAGCAGCAGCAGCCGCUGUCCUUCCUCCUGGACAUGAUGCAUCAGCACAAGGAGGGAAGCAGCAGACAGAAGCUGAAGCACACCAGUAAUGCGGGCAGCGAGCCGGCGAGGAAGCUCUUGGAGCCCCCCAGAGCCUCCGAGGCCCAGCCCCGGUCCCGGCCCCAGGCUGAGGCAAAGGCCAGAGCGCUUGACCUCACGCCCCUGGCGGAGCACAGAAGGGAGGAGAGGAAAGUCAACAGCAACAACAACAACAGAAAGCAGCUGAACCACGUCCGGGAGGAGAAGCCCAGCCCGGGCCCCGCAGAGCCCGCCGCGCCCAGCGAGCACCCGCAGAGCGGCAAGCCGGUGCCAGCAGACUCUCCGCAGCCCAAGGGCAAGAGCAAGAAAAGCAAGAAGAAGAAGGGAGACAGAGGCAGCAGUUCAAUCGAUGAUGUCUUUCUGCCUAAAGAUAUCGACCUAGACAGUGUGGACAUGGACGAGACAGAGAGGGAAGUGGAAUAUUUCAAAAGGUUCUGUUUGGAUUCCGCUAGGCAGACCCGACAGAGACUGUCCAUCAACUGGUCCAAUUUCAGCUUGAAAAAAGCCACCUUUGCUGCCCACUGAACGAGGACCGCCUGGAGAGGGAUGCGCGGGCGGUGGGCCGGGCCCGGAGCUGCCAUGCCUGCCCCGGGCUGUGCGGGUGGGCCGCCGCACCCGAGCCCCCUCCCGACCGAGAACUUGCUGCUCGACCCGCAUUGUUAGCUCGUGUGCGUGUAGUCUGUGAGUGAGCCGCCUUGACCGUAGCUCUGCCGUCGGAUCGGAACAGUAGCUCUGCCACCUUCUCCACCGCCGCGGCCUCGGAGGCCUGGGCCGCGGCCGGAUGGGUUCGCAUCCCCACGUGGCCCGUUGCCUCUGUGUCUCGCCCUGUCCCGCCACCUGUCCUGCCGGGGUGUCGCUGCGCUCAGCUCUCUGUGCCCUGCGUCCCACCCGAGGUGGCCGGGCAGGGCAGGGCUCUCCGUUCUCCUCCACAAUCUACUGUUUAAGAGUGUACACGUCGCGCUGUCCGUGUCUGAUCCCCCUGACUUGUAGCCAGCUUGUGUAAGAUCCCUUGCAGAAUGAGAAAGUUCAAAAACAAAACACCCACCCAGUACUCACACCAUCAAGUCUGUUAGAGUGUUCGGCUGUAUUAACACGGAGGCCUGCCUGGCUACUUUUUUAACAUAUUGUUAAGUAAUAUUAAAAUCAUGUCUUUCUUUUUGAAAGAUGGAAUACAUUAGUA
This is a messenger RNA of Mesoplodon densirostris (Blainville's beaked whale), 5040 nucleotides long. RefSeq names its product family with sequence similarity 193 member A (gene FAM193A). The transcript has 21 exons. Lineage: Eukaryota; Metazoa; Chordata; Mammalia; Artiodactyla; Ziphiidae. The coding region runs from base 93 to 4385 and encodes 1430 amino acids. The record is from RefSeq and is a predicted model, not a curated record.